This is a messenger RNA of Patiria miniata (bat star), 3292 nucleotides long. RefSeq lists its product as uncharacterized. NCBI's taxonomy places the organism in Eukaryota, Metazoa, Echinodermata, Asteroidea, Valvatida, Asterinidae. The transcript has 15 exons. Gene Ontology annotation, cellular component: extracellular matrix. The coding region runs from base 169 to 3234 and encodes 1021 amino acids. Gene Ontology annotation, molecular function: protein binding. The record is from RefSeq and is a predicted model, not a curated record.
AGAUUGACAAACAUAAAGAAGGACGAGUUCAAGAACCUCACCCAACUUCUGCACUUGCGCUUGGAUGACAAUCAGAUAUCUUAUAUACAAGGUGGAUCGUUCCUACCUCUUAACAACCUUCAAGUCUUACUUCUGGACAGCAAUCAUCUGAAGAGUUUUGAUUCAAACAUGGCUGAGGGUCUAGGUGUUGAAUCAUCGUCGUUGUAUAUCAGCUUGCAAGACAAUGGAUUGACCCGUUUAAGCCCUUAUACGUUCAGUCGAGUGGGCAGUCCUGUAAACAUAGAGUUAUCCAACAACACACUGUCUACAAUCCCUUCCAAACUCUUCUACGAAUAUGGCAAGAAAAAAGAGAUACAUGAAAUAAACUUCAGCAACAACAACAUUUCAGAGAUAGCGCCCGAUGCUUUCUUAGGAGUGAGCUCCAUUGCAUCAAUAUAUUUGGGUAUCAAUAAGAUAUCGUCACUUCCCGAGGACUUGUUUGACAACAUAACGAUACUUCACACGUUAGACUUGUCUAAAAAUAAUCUUUCUUCGUUUCCGGCGGAACUUCUGAAGACUCAACAUAAACUUCAACAUCUUUAUCUUCAACUCAACUACAUAAAAGAACUUAGAAAAGGGAUGUUUGACGGACUCCAUUCUUUGCGAGAAUUAGUGAUAGGCGUCAAUAUGAUCCACACGAUAGAUAACUAUGUGUUUUCAGAGACACAGUUGGUGAAUCUACAUUUAUUCCACAACAAGCUGACAUCGCAUGGACUUGGAGAACACCCAUUUGCCACAAGAAACAAGUCACUACAGCUCGUAUCUUUAUACCGCAACUACUUCGACAAAAUCUGCAAUUCUGCUUGGCAAGAUUUAGGACAGAAUUGCAACGUAUCAUUGGAUAACACACUCAAAGUGGUACCCUUCACAAGAGUGGACCUCAACAUUGAUUUAGUUGGACGUUGGUAUGCUACGUCAAUAAUAGUUGGGCGAUCCACCAGUAAAGCAAUGAAUCAAUGUGGAUUCAGCUGCAAACAUCUGGAGAAUGUGAAAAAUACAUUUAAUUGUACAUCGUGCUCUCAAGGUACCUAUGGAGGAGUGUUUGGUGGGUGUAAGCCCUGCCCUCCAGGCGGAUUUUACCAGGACAGCACCGGAUCAGUUGCCAAUCGACGCACUGGUAUGAAUUGCAAGCAAUGUAAUAAGGGUACUUACGUCCCACAAAAUAAACACCCUGGGAAAACUAUCGGUGAUUGCACAGUAUGUCCAACAGGCACCAAUAAGAGUUUUCAUGCAGGAUACCGAGCAUGUCCCUGUGCGUCCAAUCACUAUCGUAAACACAGGUUCGGUCAAUGUUUUUCGUGUCCCAAAAAAGGAAUCGACUGUACGGGAGAAUAUCAGCAUCUUCUGCCAGGAUUCUGGUGGACAUGGGACUGGGGUCCAGCUGACAACUAUCAGUCCUACAAGAAAUUUGUCAAAAAUUUACUCACCUGCAAUGAUAGCUAUGACAGGCACACUGAAAGUUUUGAUGGAAUGUUACCAAAAGUUCAUAAAUGUCCUACCUCCGAAUCGUGUAAGAAUCUUGCAGCUGGAAUAAACGCAACGUGUGAUGAUGGUCAUGCCGGUUUCCUGUGUACACAAUGUCAAGCAGGCAGUUAUGCUUGGCUGGAUAAAUGCUUUGAAUGUCCAGGGAUUUGGGCGUUGAUACUGGAAGUCUUGGCAGUUCUUGUCAUCCUUGCAGUUUUGCUCAUAAUUGUCUUACUAGAACUCAGACGACACAAACGAAGUGGUCGAUCACUCAUUAGCGUUCUGUUCUCUCGGUUCAAAAUCCUACUAGGCUUUUAUCAAAUCAUGGGUGAGAUAUUCGAAGUGAUGAAUGAACUUUCCUGGCCAAAGUCACUGGUAAAACUUGGUUCCUUCUUGCAAUUAUUGGAGGCCAAUUUGAUGCAGGUGAUUGUCAGUCCUCGAUGUUACUUUCCCGAUUUCACCUAUCCCAAUGUUUACAUCGCAUUCAUUGCUGGUGCGUCGUUCUCGGUUACUGUGAUAUUGUCAGGAUUGGGCAUUUAUGGUUUUAGGCAAUUCCAUCUGCGGGUGAGGAGUACACCGGAUGAGGUUCGCAAACAUACGCUGGCUAAAACAAAUGAGAGAAUUCUCUUGGCUGUUGUCAUUCUGUUGUUUGUUGCAUACCCAAGCUUAUCAGCUGUCAUCAUUAGCUUACUGCCUUCGGGAUGUGUCACAUUCUCAUUGAAUGAAAAUGAAAAUGUUACCGUUACUCGGCUCAGAUCCGACUACUCCGUUGACUGUAACAGUAGUCAACAUGUUGCAUUUAACUACGCUGCCGAGGUUUCCGUGUCUUAUGUCGUUGGUUUCCCGACUGUAUUACUUAUCAUGUUGUGGUUACAUCGUCGUAGACAAGCAUCGAAGAAAAACGGUCAUCAGCUUGAAACUGCUGAUAUCCAGGCACACGGUCUCGUUGACCAGCAGCCUUUACUUGAUACUGACGACACGGGCCCGUCUUGCAGUUACCAUACUGCCAGUCAUGCAGAUCAGACUCAUCCUAGUGAUUCACUACAUAUGGAAGAUGAAGAAAUUGCACAUAUCGGUGAUUCUCUUGAACGACUUAGCUCCGAAUUACCUCUUAAAGAAUUAAUCGAAGUAAGCUCAGAAAGCAUUACCUGGGUGAGUUUCCUGGACGAGAACUACAAGGAGCAAUAUUGGUAUUGGGAGAUAGUAGAACUAGCUCGCAAAGUCCUCCAAGUCCUGUUCGUUCUGUUAUUCGGUGCGGAUGAUCAAUUCAUUCUCUUUGCGACCAUUAUCGUAUCUGUUGCCUUUCUAAUCGCCCACGCUUACUUGAAGCCAAUGAAGGAUGCCGCAGAGCACCGUAUUCAGAUGUGGUCCUUGACUACCAUCUUUUUGAAUCUACUGGCGGCAUCCUUGCUUGUAUUACCCAGCGAAGAUGGCCAUACCGAUGACAGUGAUGCAAGGAAGGAAUUUCUGGCAGUAUUUCUUGUCCUGCUUAACAUCAGCAUCUUUGUAAUCGUGGCAGUGAGUUCCAUCCACGUGUGUCUGAAGGUUCUAUCCCAAACGGCGUGUUGUAGCUACACUGCAGCAUGUUUCUGUCACAUACGUCGUUGUCUUGCACCAAGCCAUCAUCGCACACAGGAGAAACAUCGCGACGAUACUGAGCCAACGACAACUCUGAUAAGUGGAGUACCUAUUGAAGAUCGGAGAAACAAUAACGAGUGCCGUACUGUCUAGGAAUUGCAUUGUAUUUUCCCCUCCAACAUCGAAAAAAUGAUGAAUUGAGAAUAACUAG